GCCGACCUCUAGAAAUUUCUGUUGCCAUUUGCGAUAUUAACAACUUUAAUGACGGCAUUACAGGUUCUCACCAAUACAAAAUCCAAGAUCUCCCGAUUAGUCAUCUCAAGAAAUUGAUAUGGAAUGAUAUAAAAGAAAGAGAAGAUAUAAAACAUGUACUUAAUGAAUUGAAUGCAUUAAAGAUGAAUGGAUUUGACCUUUUUUUGGAACAUUUUCCAAUUGAUCGCAAGCCUCCAACCGGCUGCAUCCAAAUCAUCGUAGAACCUCCCCUUCCCAUCAAUGGUAAGUUUCUCCAACAGGAAAGUGACUCUCCGGGUCCGCCAAACGACCCAUGUUUUAAACUGAAGAUGGAACCCUCUUUUUUCAAAAUAAGCUUGCCCGGCACCAUAACCAAACAAUCCUUCACAACGGUAGAUCUGUGUCUCCCUUCGUACGAAUCAAGAUCUGGAAUGAAUUAUCUCAAUCCCUUUUACAACGAUUACCAAUUUCAAGAAACGGUUUCUCUUGUGCAAAAAAAAUUGAUAACCCACCCGAAAGACAUAAUUGUUCUCGCUGGAGUUUCUGGAGGUGGAAAAACAUCGACAGCAUUUGGAAUCUCUAUACAACUUUGGUCAAUAUAUAUUGAUUUUUCUCCUAGCGGGGGGCAAUAUGACGAUUUUAUGGGCCGAGUGCUUGAAAGAAUCAGAGCUAAACCACCAAAAUACGGCCAACUUGAAGAACAAAGUAAAGUAUUUAACAUGCUGGACUUAGCAAUAAUCUCACGUGGGCUUUUACUUAUAAAGAUGCUUGUUCAAAAAAAAAUUUUAACAAAAAAGGAAUGGCUUUUUGCACAACUUCGAAUUAAUGUUGAACAAAUAGAAAAAAUCCAAGAUAGCUUGCAUAAUAUAGACGAUAUUUCUUCACUUAUUAAAUACAUCAAUGAAUGUCUUGGUGUGAACUCUCUAAUCUUAAUAUUUGAUGAGGCACAAGUCCUUUGUAGACCCGACUAUGGAGAAUAUAAUGAGGGUUUAUCAUUAGGGAAAAAAUGGAAUCUCUUGCAGGCUUAUAUUGAACAUCUCACUCAUCUUCCCGUUACCUGUCUUAUUGCCGGCACCUACAUGCAUAUGGCAAGUGGAAUUUCUCUUGUAACUAGUGUUGGAAAAGUCCAAAGUUUGCACGCUCAUAUUGUGCUAAAGCUCCCCUUCCUUUCACAAAAUGAUGUACUACGGAAUCUGGAUACCGUAAUCGAUCUAACAGAUGUUACACCUAAAACUCGUGACUAUUUGGGAUAUAUCCUUAGGGGACGACCUCGAAAUUGUGCAUCAUUUGUUCGGAAAUUGAUAUCGGAACGUGAAUUAAAGAAUAGAACGAAAGAUCAAGAGAUACAAGAACUUAUUUGUUCGUGGUUUGAAAGAAUGAGCCAUGAUAUGGCAAUAUAUUUGGAAAAUGCAUGUAAAUCAUUAGGUACAAAUUACUUCAAUCUGGAAACAGCCAUUAUAGAUGUCCUUAGACUUCGUGUUUUUUACAAUCAUAAGUUCAAGCAUGCUAUAGAACUACUUCAACACAGCAUCAUUCCUAGCCAGUCACCAGAAUGCAUAAUUCUUCGCCAUGACGAUACUUUUUAUAAUGAGAUUAAGAUCAACCCAUCACUUGAAUCUUACCUCGUCUCUGGCAUCGAAAAUUUUCUUCUAAAAAGAGGGAAAACUUUGGUGGAUGUCUUCGUAGAAAACAUUAUCCGACUCAACAAUACUUCAUCAAUUGGCAAUGAAUUUGAUGCAGCCUUUAUUACGGCAAUGAUCCAGAAACGUGGGCGUAAUGUACGAGAAGAACUUAACAAAUGGAAAAAUGGUCAAAAUUUUAACCUUCCUUCAUGGAUAACUCCCACGAUGAAGUUUAUGACAAUUUCGAAUCUGUCAAGAGGAGUUCCUGUAGAAAAAUAUGUUAGCAAUAUGACUUAUUAUUGUCCUUAUGCAAUCCAGCCAGACAGAUUCUCGGGAUCAGACGUGGUGAUCUCUUUUAUGGAUGAUGAUCAAAAUGUGUUACUAUUAUCAGCAAGCUGUACAGUUUCUGGGGAACCUAUUAAACGAAGUAAGAUUAAAGAUCAGGUUUUCAAGUCAUGUAUGAAGUUUCAGUAUAUGGAAAACACGAGAAUAAUAAGAAGAAAAAAUUCCCAAAUUGACGAUCACGAUGAAUUUUCUUGGAAAGAACCCGAGUGUCUUCGAAUAGGUAUUGGCCAAUCUUUACCAGCCAAUAAAGAGGACAACUCAAAAGAAAAGGUGGAAGAAUAUGAUCAAGACUUUAACCAUAAUGAUUUGGAUUAUGAUUUGGACUAUACAAAAAUUAUUAAAGACUACCGGAUAUCCAAGGUCUCUGAGCGUGCAAAAAAUCAUGAGAAAAUCAAAAUUUCCACAGAAAAUCAAAGACAUAUUUAUGUUUCAGUAGAGCUUCCACAUAGAGCUGGCAAAAGAUCAGAGCUGUUCCGAUUCAAUGAAUAUGGUGACCUUGUGAUUAUUGUAGACGAUCGUAAUAUGGAAUAUGUUUUUGGAUCA
Molecule: messenger RNA, 2528 nt
Organism: Racocetra fulgida
Lineage: Eukaryota; Fungi; Glomeromycota; Glomeromycetes; Diversisporales; Gigasporaceae
Source: the annotation of a GenBank genome assembly